AUGGCGGAGCCCUCGGCGCUGGAGAGCAAGCCCAAGGCGUCGGCGGGCGGCGGCGGCGGCGGCGGCGGGCGGGCCGGCUCCAAGGCGGGCGGGCCGGGGCCGGGCCCCGCGCCGCUGGCGGGCGGGCUGUCGCAGCCGGCCGGCUGGCAGUCGCUGCUCUCCUUCACCAUCCUCUUCCUGGCCUGGCUGGCCGGCUUCAGCUCGCGCCUCUUCGCCGUCAUCCGCUUCGAGAGCAUCAUCCACGAGUUCGACCCCUGGUUUAACUAUAGAUCAACACAUCAUCUUGCAUCCCAUGGGUUCUAUGAAUUUUUAAAUUGGUUUGAUGAAAGAGCAUGGUAUCCACUAGGAAGAAUAGUAGGUGGGACUGUCUACCCAGGGUUGAUGGUGACAGCUGGCCUUAUACAUUGGAUUUUAAAUAUGCUGAAUAUAACUGUUCACAUAAGAGAUGUGUGUGUGUUCCUAGCACCAAUUUUUAGCGGCCUUACAUCUAUUUCUACUUUCCUGCUCACCAGAGAACUGUGGAACCAAGGAGCAGGGCUUUUAGCGGCCUGCUUCAUUGCAAUUGUGCCAGGCUACAUCUCUCGUUCAGUAGCUGGAUCCUUUGAUAAUGAAGGCAUAGCCAUUUUUGCUCUGCAGUUCACAUACUACUUAUGGGUGAAAUCUGUAAAAACCGGAUCAGUUUCUUGGACAAUAUGCUGCUGCUUAUCCUACUUCUAUAUGGUCUCUGCAUGGGGCGGCUAUGUGUUUAUUAUAAAUCUUAUUCCACUGCAUGUCUUUGUGUUAUUGCUGAUGCAGAGAUACAGCAAGAGGGUCUACAUAGCAUAUAGCACUUUCUACAUCGUGGGUCUCAUACUGUCCAUGCAAAUUCCUUUUGUGGGAUUCCAGCCAAUCAGGACAAGUGAACACAUGGCCGCCGCAGGUGUCUUUGCACUGAUCCAGGCAUAUGCCUUCCUCCAGUAUCUCAGAGACAGACUGACAAAGCAGGAGUUUCAGACCCUUUUCUUCCUGGGAGUGUCCCUCGCUGCAGGGGCUGUGUUCCUGAGCGUGAUCUACUUGACUUACACCGGUUAUAUUGCACCAUGGAGUGGCAGAUUUUAUUCACUGUGGGACACUGGGUAUGCAAAAAUACACAUUCCAAUCAUUGCCUCAGUAUCUGAACACCAGCCUACAACAUGGGUAUCCUUCUUCUUUGAUCUCCACAUUCUCGUGUGCACCUUCCCCGCAGGCCUCUGGUUUUGUAUCAAAAAUAUCAACGAUGAAAGAGUGUUUGUGGCUCUAUAUGCAAUCAGCGCCGUCUAUUUUGCUGGGGUGAUGGUACGCCUGAUGUUGACUUUGACCCCGGUGGUCUGCAUGCUCUCUGCGAUCGCCUUCUCCAAUGUCUUCGAGCACUAUCUGGGGGAUGACCUGAAAAGGGAAAACCCACCCGUGGAAGACAGCAGUGACGAAGACGACAAAAGAAACCCAGGAAACUUAUAUGACAAGGCAGGAAAAGUGAGGAAACACGUAUCUGAGCAGGAGAAAACCGAAGAAGGCUUGGGGCCCAACAUCAAAAGCAUCGUCACCAUGCUGAUGCUGAUGCUGUUAAUGAUGUUUGCCGUUCACUGUACGUGGGUAACGAGCAACGCUUACUCCAGCCCCAGCAUAGUGCUGGCCUCUUACAACCAUGACGGCACCAGGAACAUACUGGACGAUUUCCGAGAAGCGUAUUAUUGGUUAAGGCAGAACACCGACGAACACGCUCGAGUGAUGUCUUGGUGGGAUUAUGGCUACCAGAUCGCCGGCAUGGCCAACAGGACGACGCUGGUCGACAACAACACAUGGAAUAAUAGCCACAUUGCACUGGUCGGGAAAGCCAUGUCUUCAAAUGAAACAGCUGCUUAUAAAAUCAUGAGGAGCCUGGAUGUAGAUUAUGUUUUGAUUAUUUUUGGAGGAGUCAUUGGUUAUUCUGGUGAUGAUAUCAAUAAGUUUCUCUGGAUGGUCAGAAUAGCUGAAGGGGAGCAUCCGAAAGACAUUCGGGAAAGUGACUACUUCACCCCACAGGGAGAGUUUCGGGUAGACAAGGCAGGGUCUCCGACCUUACUGAACUGCCUCAUGUAUAAAAUGUCAUAUUACAGAUUUGGAGAAAUGCAGCUGGAUUUUCGGACGCCCCCGGGUUUUGACCGAACACGUAACGCUGAGAUUGGCAACAAGGACAUUAAAUUCAAACAUUUGGAAGAAGCCUUUACGUCCGAGCACUGGCUUGUUAGGAUAUACAAGGUGAAGCAGCUGCAGAACCGGGAGACCCUGGACCACAAGCCUAGAGUAACCAACAUUUUGUCCAAACAGAAGUAUUUGUCAAAGAAGACCACCAAGAGGAAGCGUGGCUACAUCAAAAAUAAACUACUUUUAAAGAAAGGCAAGAGGCCCACCAAGAAGACUGUUUAAAAGAGACUGUUGCGAGCGCUGAUUGCGAGCAGUUGUCCUCGAGAUAACCAGUCUUUGCCUUGAGCUCCAGUCAUGUUUCACAACGACAUGAGGGUACAGAACCAUCACUGGUCCAGAUUCAUGUACUAAAUUUUCAGGCAAUGUCUGAUUUAAAACUAUUGGCUUAUUGAGAACAGCUGUUUUAGAUUUGUAAUGUGAAGCAAGACCGAGCACUGCUGUGAAUGUCUAGCAGCAGGUUUGAUUUUUUUAUUGGUACAUACUCUCUUUCCACGCCAAGAAUUUGGACUUAACUGCACCAAAGAACCCUCGAAUCUGGUCCCUGGCACAUGCAAAUUUGUCCGUUUUUCUUCUUUUUUAAUUCUUUUACAAGACCUGCACUUCCUCUGAGACACCUAAACAGCAAUAUGUAGAAUGCAGAUUGUAAAUUGGGAUGAGUUUUUUACACAAUCAGGAAAUGAGUUACAGAUCUGAAAACAGCUAUUAGAAACUGGGAUGCCCUUGGAUAAUAUUGAUUUCCAUGUUUCUCGAUGUAAAGAAUGUUUCAUCAAAUGCACACUUUUCUGUUUCUCUGAGGGUUUGCUCUGUCCACAAAGAAGCUGCUGCCAUUCCCACCACACACGCGUCAUUUUUUACGUCGACGUCAAGGCGAUUGGUGGCGGUGGCGCCUUCCUUGGGGUCCCAACAGGGCAGCUACUGUGCAUGCUGUUCACUCAAGGGCUAAAUUGGUAUCGUUUGGCAGUUCUAGAAAUUGCACCGAGGACGCUGUGCAAAAGAACCUUAUUGAACUCUUGACACAAGAAAACAGAGGGGGAAAAGGCUUAUUCUAAAAGUUUCCGAUGUCCAUACAUCCCUUGUGUAUGUGUGACUCCCACCUCACGACUGGCCCAGGGUGAACAUCCCUCCCUCAGAGGCUCCGACAUUUGAUGAAACACUCUGACUUUAGCGAGGUGCUCCUUACUUCAUUUAAAAAUUGUGACAGGUCCGUCCAAGACACACGCUCACACCUAGUGGGUAUGGGACACGUGCCCUUACCUGCUCCCGGCAGCUUGAGGAGGAAGAUGUGGAGUUCUCUGCAGCCCUUGGAAGAAAGUGCUUCCUACCACAAGCUGUCCCAGUUGGGGGGUUUUAUACAUAUCUAUAUUAAAAAAAUUAUAACUUACACCACUGCUUUUGGUGGAACAUGAGGAAUAGUAUGUACCUUUUAUGAAGAAAAAUGUAAUUUACAACCUUCAGUGAGAAUGUUACUGCUGAUUUUCCUUCCUAAAAUGUAGAAUGUUUGGUUUUUUUGGGUUUUUUUUUUGGUUUUGUUUUCGAUUUAUAAAAACUCAUUUUUGACCCUGAUGGUUCUUUUACAGACCAACAAAAAUGACUGUAACAUUUUCACAAAAUAAAAACAAAUAGAUCUGGAUUUCUGA
Messenger RNA from Vombatus ursinus (common wombat), 3839 nucleotides. RefSeq names its product dolichyl-diphosphooligosaccharide--protein glycosyltransferase subunit STT3B. Gene Ontology annotation, molecular function: dolichyl-diphosphooligosaccharide-protein glycotransferase activity. Gene Ontology annotation, biological process: post-translational protein modification. The transcript has 16 exons. Bases 1 to 2424 code for a protein of 807 amino acids. Gene Ontology annotation, cellular component: membrane. The record is from RefSeq and is a predicted model, not a curated record. NCBI's taxonomy places the organism in Eukaryota, Metazoa, Chordata, Mammalia, Diprotodontia, Vombatidae.